AUGUCCGACGCUGAGUUGUUUGCAGACGUCGCGCCAGUGACCCCGUCGCUGGCGAGCGACGAGCCGAUGGAGGCGGACAGCAGCGAUGACGCACCCUUGCGUCGCACGCAGUCUCAGGCCGUCAAGCGGAUCAAGAUCGACGAGGUGGCCAGGACCGUGCAGGAGCGGGACGAGCCCGUGCAGGAGCUCCGCAAGGCACUCUCGCAGCUCUGCAGGCGGCAGGCCGACGCCGACGCCGACGCCGACGCCGAGGACCUGGCCACAAGGCGCGAGCAUGCUGCGGAGCAGCUGCGGCAGGUGGAGCGCCUGCAGCAAGGCUUCCGGAACUUCGGGGAGGACCUGAUGGAGGGCAUGCUCGCGCUGGACCGCCUUUCCGGGCUCGCGGAGGAGGACCGCGCAGUGCGCAAGCAGACGCUCCGGGGCAUCCAGGGCCUCCUGGACGAGGUCGACGGCGCGAAGCCGCGCGUCGCGCAGCUCCGGAAGAGGCUGGCCGCGGAGCUGGAGCGGCUGGGGCCGGAGCCCUCUCCGGCCAGGGCGGAGCCCGAGGCGCCCCCUGAGGCGACCCCCGAGCCCGCGGCGCCCCUGGAGCCCGAGGACGCCUGCGGGCCCGCCGCGCCCGCGCCCGCGCCAGGCCCGGCCAGCCAGCAGCAGCGGCGGCUGCCGCGGCCAAGCGUCGACUGGAGCCGGGUCAGGCUGCCCGCGGAGUUCUCGGCGGCCGAGCGCGGCCGGGCCUACGUCCUCUCCGCGCAGCUGCCAGGCCUGGAGGCCGACAGCGUCCGGCUGGCGCGCAGGGGCGGCGGCGUGCUGUGCGUCCAGGGGCUGCGGCUGCCCAGCCCCGCGGAGCAGAGGGCCCUCGAGCGGGCGCUGGCGGCGCACCUGCAGAGGCUGCCGAGGGAGCGGCGCCGGCACCUGCAGCAGGAGGAGGUGGACGAGCUCGCGGCGCAGCUCGGCCGCGGGCGCUUCGGCCUGGUGAGGGAGCAGUUCGAGCUGCCGGGCGACGUGGACUGGGAAGGUGUGGAGUGCACCUACGAGCAGGGCGUACUGCGCGUGGUGCUCCCGCGCCUGGCCAUGACAGCGCGAAGCUUUGGUGGCUACGGUGUUCCUGGGCGCCGACGUGCCUCGCAGCCCCGCCCUUGCCCCGGCAGGUGGGAUCAUGGCUUGUGGACAGCCGCCAUGCCUGAGACCUUCGCAAAGACCCCGCUUCUGUACAGCGCUGGGGCGCUGCGGUUGACCGCGUCCACAGAGUCCCGACUGCCGAUGCUGGUGCCGCAGAGCAUGAGCCGCGGCCGGCGAGGCGGGGAGCGGGGCCGUUGCCCUCGGGAGCACCGCGCGGCAGAGCGACGACCUCCGCGGGCGCUGCGCGAUGGAGCCGGGCGCCGCGCCCCCGACCUUCCGCCCAUGCCGCGGGGAUCUCAGGGGUCGCUGCUCAAGCUCGAGGGGGCCAUCAAGCGCUGCGGGAGCGCGCGGCAGUGGAGCCAGGUACUGCAGCUCUUCCGCGACGCGUGCCAACUGCCCGUGCGGGUCAGCCCGGGCUGCUACGUGACGACCGUCCUCGCCCUGGGGAGGGGCAGGCAGUGGCGGCAGGCGCUGUCGGUUCUCGGCGCGGCGUUUGCGGACGGGGUGCAGGCCAAUGUCAUAUCAUCUCAUGCUGGAAUUAGCGCGUGCGAGAAAGGCGGGCAGUGGCAGAGUGCGCUGGCGCUGCUGUGCGAGAUGGGGGAUGCGAACUUGAAGCCCGACGUCGCCCUACAACGCUGGGAUGAGCGCGUGCGAGAAAGCUGA
This is a messenger RNA of Prorocentrum cordatum, 1779 nucleotides long. Lineage: Eukaryota; Dinophyceae; Prorocentrales; Prorocentraceae. The record is from the annotation of a GenBank genome assembly.